UUUUUUGUAUCCCAGUGGCGUUGCCGCCAAUAAACAACAUUGACGUUAAUUGCUCGCCCUCGAUUAAUUAGUUUAUCGGGAGUUUAUCGAUUUUUUUUUAGAAAUUGUUGUUGCUGCCGAUCGAAGGCGCCGCGAGCUGAAGAGGAAUGCCUCGCAGGAAGGUGGAACGCUGCGUCCUGACGCUGAGCCACGUCAGCAGCUCGGAGGGGGACGAGGAGGACGAGGAGGACGAAGAGGAGGAGGAAGAGGAGGAGGAGGAGGACGAGGAAGACGACGAGGUGGAGAUGGAGGUGCUGGCCUCCGAGGCCACGGACUCGGCCGGGGAGGGGAGCGAUGAGAGCAGCUCCGGCGGGCAAGGCCCGCGGCGGUCGGGGAGGCUCGCGCGCUCAACCCGCGGCUCCACGCGAGCCCAGGCCGCCGCCGCCGCCGCUGCCGCCAGCGCCAACAACAGCGCCAACACAACCGGCAACGCCACCAGCGCCGCACCGGGAGAAGCGGGGCGGGAACCGGCGCCGUACCCGACGAGGAGCAGGGGGGGCCACGGCGUCCCCCUGCGCCGGCUCGCCGGCACCGCCGGCACCGCGGGCCUCACCGACGGCGCCCGUGCGACGGGCGGCCUACGGCGCGUGCGCUCCUCCGGCUCCGAGUCGGAGCUCACGGCCACGGAGCACGCCGACCGCGACGAGUCUCCCCCGCGCACCCCCACGGGGAACGCCCCGUCUUCCGACUCGGAGCUGGACGUGUCGAGCGGCCCGGCGUCGCGCGCCGCCAGCGGAGACCGCGACCCCGACUCCGGCAGCGAGCGCGGCGGCACCACCGCCACCAGCGGCGGGGCCGGCGCCGGCUCCGCUGCCGGCGGCGCGGGAAAGGCCGCCGGUUCCUCCUCGUCUUCCUCCUCCUCGGCCACCGCCGCCGCCGCCGCCAACGCUGCUGCCGCCGUCAAGACGACGACGGCGCGGCCGCCGCCCCGCAAGCGAGCGCGCCGGCAGGGCCACCAGCGGCAGAGCGGAGAGGACGGGAUGGCGGACGGGAACGCCAAGCCUGACGGCGGCGGCGGCGGCGGCGGAGAUGCAGCCGUGGGUUCGACCCGCGUUCCCCGCGCCAGCUGUCCAACGCCGGGAUGCGACUCUCUCGGUCACCUCGCGGGGAAGUCCGAGCGGCAUUUCUCAACCGUCGCCUGCCCCCUCUACCACAACAUGACCGCCGAGGAGUGCAGGUUGCGAGCAGGGCGGUACGAGAAGGAGCUGGCGGAGCAGGAGCUGGCCGAUCAGCAGGACGAGAAUCGACACACGACCCGGCACGGAGGCCCGACAGAGAAACAGCUGCGCUAUCGAGAAAAGGUCACCGAGCUGCGCAAGAAUCGGAACGCGGGCCCAACAGAGGAGCAGAAACAGAAGUACAUUGAGCACCGGCAGACGCACGCCAUGAGCCGAGAGCCGCUCCUCGACGGGCUGACGUCGCCCUACGACCUGGAGCUGUUCCGGCGAGCGCAGACACGCGCCUGCCUGGACAUGGAGCAGAUGCACCUGCGCGGGGCCGCGUGCGACGGCGACGGAGCGCUGGCGGGGGCGGCCGUGGUGGGCGCCUGUCUCGAGGCCGGCAUCCGCACCAUCGUGUUUGGGCGCUACGAGCUCGACACGUGGUACCACUCGCCCUACCCCGAGGAGUACACGCGCCUGGGCAAGCUCUACGUCUGCGAGUUCUGCCUCAAGUACAUGAAGAGCCCCACCAUCCUGCGCAGGCACAUGGCCAAGUGCGUUUGGAAGCACCCGCCGGGGGAUGAGAUCUACCGGAACGGCAGCGUGUCCGUCUUCGAAGUGGACGGCAAAAAGAACAAGACGUACUGCCAGAACCUGUGCCUCCUGGCCAAGCUGUUCCUGGACCACAAGACGCUGUAUUACGACGUGGAGCCCUUCCUCUUCUACGUCAUGACGGAGGGAGACAAUGCCGGCUGCCACCUCGUCGGUUACUUCUCCAAGGAGAAGAACUCGUUCCUCAACUACAACGUGUCGUGCAUCCUAACCAUGCCGCAGUUCAUGAGGCAGGGCUACGGCAAGAUGCUCAUCGAAUUCAGCUACCUGCUGUCGAAGAUGGAGGACAAGAUCGGGUCACCCGAGCGACCGCUCUCCGACCUGGGCCUCAUCAGCUACCGCAGCUACUGGAAGGGCGUGGUGCUGCGCUACCUGCACGGCUUCCACGGCAAGGAGAUCUCCAUCAAAGAGAUCAGCCAGGAGACGGCCAUCAACCCCGCAGACAUCGUCAGCACGCUGCAGUACCUGCAGAUGCUCAAGUACUGGAAGGGCAAGCACCUGGUACUCAAGCGGCAGGACAUCAUCGACGACUGGCUCGACAAGGAGGCCCGCAAGCCGGCGAACGACAAGGCCAUCGACUCGUCGUGCCUCAAGUGGGCCCCUCUCAAGGGAUGAGCAAAGUGGUUAGCGGCGGCGAGAGGUGGUGGGGGACGUAGAGCGAGGAGUCUUACCAAGCGAGAGAGCAAUUUUCUGAGCGAGUGGAACAUUGAUUGGGCUGACGGGAGUGCGAGCGUGCGAGACAGCGAGAGAGAGAGAGUGUGUUGACGGGCCGAGCGAGGGGCAACGGCAAGAGUGGGAGGGCAGCGAUGGGAAGGGGGUUUGGCAGAGGAAAGGUUAUAAGAGGUGGGCGCGGGAGAUUGAGAGAGAGGGAGGGGAAGUGCAAGAGCCGGGCGUAUAACGCGAGAGCGCGUGACAGAUGCAGGGUGACAAGUACGUGAAACGUCGUGGCAGAGUGACGGAGGGGUUGAGCGAGAGCACGAGAGGGCAUGAGAAUCCGACCUCAUCCGUCCGUUCAUCCCGUCAGGCCCGCAGCCUCGUAGGCCCCUCGUUGUCCUGUGUCAGGUGAUCGCGAUAGCUGCUUUUACAAUAGGACAUCCGUCCCGACGAUGUUGCGUUGUUUGCGCCGCGAACGCGGGACGGCAUCGGAAGCGGAGCGCGAUGACGUUGACACUGCCCCGCUCGUGUUUUGUCAUUAAGGGAGCGGAGGUUCACACGACACAGAUUCUCCCCCCCCCGCUUGACCUUGUAGACUACAGAGGAACGUGACCUCCUCCUCAUAGCCCACAGAGGGGGCACCCAUUACGGCUGGCGCAUGGCGCACGAGCGGGGCAGGUGCGGUCACUGCCGUGCCUCGCCUGCCUUUGUCUCCCCGCUACUGAUGUCCACUGGCUGCGUUGGUGGCAGGUUUAGAGGCUGGCUUGACCACGGGAGAGACCCAGGACAGGCCGAGGGGGUUCAGAUGAUGACCUCUUUGCUACCGUUGCCCCCGCGCUCACGCGAAGGCACGGCUCCACAUCGGUUCGGCCGUGGGUCGAAACGUUUGGCUGAAGGUGACGACUUAAUGAGCCACACGUUGGCAACGUUAACUAAAACGCUCGCUUAUCGGAAGAUUUUAAACGCAGUAAUGGCAGGUGAAUUCUUUUUAAUGUUUGGGCGUAAACGGGGGGGCAAAAUAGCUCCGUUGCCUUACGAACCCGGCAGAGAAGCCGAGUUUGAUUCCCGCUCACGACUAACACCAGUGAAGAUGAUCUGAACCGGUCCAGGGCCUCCCCUAGGUGAACUCGGCCUCAAAUGAGUCCCUGGUGCGGUGUGUAAACAUCGUCACCGGGGAGAUAAAGGUGGUAGGGCGUGGUGCUGACCAUCCACCCCCUUGUGUGCUUUGCUGGCCUUCAUAGGUGCUCGCUUACAAUCAUUGCCACAACAGUCUGUUAAAGCUGUAGGGGGGAUCUUUGUUUUUGUGUGUGUAGUGUGGUAUGUGUGUAUGUAGUAUGGUAUGUGUGUAUGUAGUAAUGUAUGUGGAUGUAGUAAUGUGUGUGUAUAUAGUAAUGUAUGUGUGGAUGUAGUAAUGUAUGUGUGUGUGAAUGUAGUAAUGUGUGUGUGUGUAUUAAGUAGUGUGUGUGGAUGUAGUAAUGUGUGUGGAUGUAGUAAUGUGUGUGUAUGAAGUAGUGUGUGUGUGUAUGAAGUAGUGUGUGUGUGUAGUAGUGUGUGUGUACGUAGUAAUGUGUGUGUGUGUAGUAAUGUGUGUGUAGUAAUGCCAGCGGGCUUUCGACACUUCACGUGGCCUCAAGGUGCACUUGGCCUGGCACAAGCAUCGUGGUGACGUCACCGCCACUUAGUGGCGAAUGGCGGUUGUUGUUGUAGUAAUGUGUGUGUGUGUGUGUAGUAGUGUGUGUGUGUGUGUGUAGUAAUGUGUGUGUGUGUAGUAAUGUGUGUGUAGUAAUGUGUGUGUGUGUAGUAAUGUGUGUGUGUAUGUAGUAGUGUGUGUGUGUGUAGUAAUGUGUGUGUGUGUAGUAGUGUGUGUGUGUAUGUAGUAGUGUGUGUGUAGUAGUGUGUGUGUACGUAGUAAUGUGUGUGUGUAUGAAGUAGUGUGUGUGUGUAGUAAUGUGUGUGUGUAUGAAGUAGUGUGUGUGUGUGUGAAUGUAGUAGUGUGUGUGUAUUUAGUAGUGUGUGUGUGUAUGUAGUAAUGUGUGUGUGUGUAUGUAGUAAUGUGUGUCUGUAUGUAGUAAUGUGUGUGUGUAUGAAGUAGUGUGUGUGUAUGUAGUAAUGUGUGUGGAUGUAGUAGUGUGUGUGUAUGUAGUAAUGUGUGUGUGUAUGUGGUAAUGUGUGUGUGUGUAUGUACUAAUGUGCAUGUGUGCAAUGCAUUGGUGUGUGUGUGUGUGUGAAUAAAAUGAUUUGUAUGGCUCUGGAUGAAUAGACAUUGAACCCAUCUGGCAGUUCACGAGCAUUGGUUCAAAGUAAGCCUGACCCCUGACGAGACACCAAAUGUCUAAACCGAUUCAGAAGUUUUACUCACGUUGAACCAAUUCUGUGCCGAUGCGGUGCAUUCCCAGGUAGCCCGUGCAGCUGAUGGGUUGUCUAUAUAUUUUUUUAUUUUGUACGCGGAGGAACAAACGUGUGAAGGCCGCGAUAUUUGAUUCGCCAUUCACGUUUCUGACAGCGGCGCCUGGCGACGAACUUAGUGUCGCGUGCCGACGUUCAUUUUGUGCGCUUGCGAUGCUACGAUUCGAGUCGCGUCGACUCGCGUUGCACGCGUCGGCCGAUCGCUCGCGUGCAAGAGGUCGGUGUCUCGCUGGGCUCCAGCGAUCCCUCUGCACCUCUCAAGUGGAUGUUACGUUGGCCGCGGGCGUUCCUCGAAACGUUGCCCCUGCCGAGCGUUUAUGGCAACGUGUGAAAGCAAAGUGAUUCUUCAUUGGGCGUGGAUGGAACGGUGCGCGCGGAUGCGUUGUCCCAACUCGCGUGUUGGCGUGGACGAGAGUGGAAUUGUGACGGUAUGGACGAGUGGAAUCGCGAAGUUGGGGGGGGGGACGUGUUCCCGCGUGGCGUUUGUCGGGUUCUGUUACAAUCGCGCCGUUCAAAGGUGAACCUGGGUUCCUUUGAAUCGCUUCCGCGUUGCGUCCCGAUUAGCGGCGCCCGCGCUUGCUCGGAAGGCCCCCAUUUUUUUUUUCAAGGCGCGGGACCCCCCUUGAGAAAGGCUUCUACGACCAUUUUUUUUUUUUAGUUUGUAACGGGGCUCGCACUUUUUACCCGACGCGCACUGUCCGCAGCGGGUCCGCGGGUCGUUCUCACGAACGCCGCCGGGAGGUUUACGCCUUCGAAAAUAAUGAAGCUGCAAGAAGAGUUGCUUGCCGGGCGCGCGCGUGGAGUUGAGUUAAAGUGCAGGGAUAAUGUCUUCGUUUAUAUGGAAGCCCUCUCCUUUGACCCUCGAUUGUACCGGCGGAAUGGGUGGG
This is a messenger RNA of Lethenteron reissneri (Far Eastern brook lamprey), 5758 nucleotides long. RefSeq names its product histone acetyltransferase KAT7-like. Gene Ontology annotation, cellular component: chromatin; nucleus; histone H3-K14 acetyltransferase complex. Gene Ontology annotation, molecular function: histone H4 acetyltransferase activity; histone H3 acetyltransferase activity; transcription coregulator activity. NCBI's taxonomy places the organism in Eukaryota, Metazoa, Chordata, Hyperoartia, Petromyzontiformes, Petromyzontidae. The record is from RefSeq and is a predicted model, not a curated record. Gene Ontology annotation, biological process: regulation of transcription by RNA polymerase II.